Messenger RNA from Saimiri boliviensis boliviensis (Bolivian squirrel monkey), 1508 nucleotides. It is a transcript of the gene RASL11A, whose product is annotated as RAS like family 11 member A. NCBI's taxonomy places the organism in Eukaryota, Metazoa, Chordata, Mammalia, Primates, Cebidae. The record is from RefSeq and is a predicted model, not a curated record. Gene Ontology annotation, molecular function: GTPase activity; GTP binding.
GCCUCCCAAAGUGCUGGGAUUACAGGCGUGAGCCACCGCGCCCGGCCCCUUGGCACCUUUUAAAUAUAAAAAGGGCGUUUUACAGGAAUCUGUGUCUCCCAUUGCUGCAGAAACAUCCAACUGAUCGCACUUUUUCUUCUUUCUUCUCUCGCCGACUCGUAACUCCUAUCUCAAGUUCACCAACAGGUCUAAUGACUCUGGCUGGCUGCUGGGGGCGAGGAGACUCGCAGAGUGCCUGACUAGUGGCCGCCCGCGCGCUCUGGACAGUGGCGGUAUCUCCUGGGUCCGGGCCCCGGAGCCGAACUCCUGCAGCAGAGCGCCUGGCUGAGCGCACAGCCUUGGCGACAGUCAGCUCCGCGGCCUCUGCUCCCGCCCCUCCCCGCCGCGCCGGGAAGGGGCGGAGACGAGGAGGAGCUGGGGCGGCCGCCGCGCUCUAGGGUGCACCAAGCCCUUUAAAAGCCGCGGGCCUUGACAGCUCCGCUGACAGCCGCCGCGGUCCCGCGCCCCCUGUCCGGCACUCCCAGCUCGCGAGCCGGCUCCGGGUGCGGCGAGGCGCCGUCCGCUCGGCUUGCGCGCGGAUAGCGGGACGCGCUCCAUGAGGCUGCUCGGCAUGUCCGGGCACUUUCUGCUCACACCUAUCCCCGAGUCCUCCCCGGACCUCCUGCCCAAGGACAUCAAACUGGCGGUGCUGGGCGCCGGCCGCGUGGGCAAGAGCGCAAUGAUCGUGCGCUUCCUGACCAAGAGAUUCAUUGGCGACUAUGAACCGAAUACGGGCAAGUUGUAUUCACGGCUGGUCUCCGUCGAGGGGGACCAGCUCUCCCUGCAGAUACAGGACACUCCCGGGGGCGUCCAGAUUCAAGACAGCCUCCCCCAGGUCGUCGAUUCUCUGUCCAAAUGCGUGCAGUGGGCCGAGGGCUUUCUGCUGGUGUAUUCUAUCACAGACUACGACAGCUACUUGUCCAUCCGACCCCUUUAUCAGCACAUCCGGAAGGUCCACCCUGACUCUAAAGCCCCUGUCAUCAUCGUGGGCAACAAGGGAGACCUUUUGCAUGCCCGGCAGGUACAGACACAGGACGGUAUUCAGCUAGCCAAUGAGCUGGGCAGCCUGUUCCUUGAAAUUUCCACUAGCGAAAACUACGAAGAUGUCUGUGAUGUGUUUCAGCAUCUCUGCAAAGAAGUGAGCAAGCUGCACAGCCUCAGUGGGGAAAGGAGAAGAGCCUCCAUCAUCCCUCGGCCCCGCUCUCCCAACAUGCAGGACCUGAAGAGACGCUUCAAGCAGGCUCUGUCUCCCAAAGUCAAAGCCCCCUCUGCACUGGGGUGAACCAUCUCAGACAGAUGUCUCUCCUUUUUAAUAUGCAUUUGUGCAGCUAAAAGACUGGGCUUCUCCCUUUUUAAUCACACAUUCAGAGUUUAUUUUUAUAAAAAAAAAUUGAUUUUCAAGUAUCUGUGUAUUUCUGAAAGUUCAAAAAGUGAUUGCCUAGAAGCUGGAUAGAACUUUGUUUUGUUUU